Cylas formicarius (sweet potato weevil) is the source of this 3364-nucleotide messenger RNA. RefSeq names its product kinesin-like protein Klp68D (gene Klp68D). The transcript has 10 exons. Bases 323 to 2437 code for a protein of 704 amino acids. The record is from RefSeq and is a predicted model, not a curated record. Gene Ontology annotation, biological process: microtubule-based movement. Gene Ontology annotation, molecular function: ATP binding; microtubule binding; microtubule motor activity. NCBI's taxonomy places the organism in Eukaryota, Metazoa, Arthropoda, Insecta, Coleoptera, Brentidae.
GAACGCAAAAUAUUUUUUAUCAAUCAUAUUUUAAGUUUUUAAAGCUUAUUCUAAAAUAAUACUAUGAUGCGUUUCCCAUUAUUACAUAAAGAUGCGUCAAAAAAUGUACAGGGAUAAAAAUACUUUUCCCCAUUUAUCUUAUUUACCACAAAUUUUAAUGAUGUUCAAGGUAACAAGAUUUAGUAAUUUUGAAAAAAUAUUUUUCCUCAUGUAUGAAGGUGGCGCACAAAAUCGAUAAAACUCCGGUGUAGUUAGACAAAUCGCAGCUAGUAAACAGCUAGCGAUUUUUAUGGUUCUCACGUAACCUUCAAUAGAUAAAAUAAUGACUUCAACUGAUACCGAUCCAAAUUCAACAGAUAGAAAUUCCAAUAAUGAAUCUGUACAAGUCAUUGUCAGGUGUAGACCUUUAAGUUUAAAGGAACAAGAGCAGGAAUGUUCAAACAUUGUAAAAGUGUAUUCAAAUAGGGGGGUUAUUGAAGUUGAGAAUUUGAAGGCGAAGACUGAAAAUGAACGAAAUAAGAUAUUUACCUAUGAUGCAGUUUAUGACGAAAUAUCAACGCAACAGUCAAUAUAUGAUGAAACUAUAAGACCUUUGGUAGUAUCAGUUUUGGAUGGAUACAAUGGAUGUGUUUUUGCAUAUGGUCAAACUGGUACAGGAAAAACGUACACUAUGGAGGGGGAUGAUGAUGAGGAAGGUGAAAAUAUGGGUAUUAUUCCGAGAACAUUCAAUCAAAUAUGGAGCCACAUUUCAAGAAAAACCGGUGUAGAGUUUUUAGUCAGUGUUCGGUACAUUGAGAUUUACAUGGAAGAGAUAAGAGAUUUAUUAAGAAUCAAAAGCACAAAAAGUCAUGAAUUACGGGAGCUACCUGAUUCAGGAGUUGUUGUUACCAAUUUGCAUUCACAAACCUGCCAGAGCGCUAAAGAUAUGUUGAAAGCCAUGAGAAAUGGCAAUUUUAACAGAACAACUGGUGCCACCAAUAUGAAUGAACACAGUUCUCGAUCUCACGCCAUAUUUCAAAUUAUUAUUGAAAUGGCAGAGGUUGAUUCAAAAACCAUGAAAGUAGGUAAGCUUAAUUUGGUGGAUUUAGCAGGCAGCGAAAGGCAAUCAAAAACUGGUGCUACUGGAGAUAGACUAAAAGAAGCCACUAAAAUUAAUAAAGCAUUGUCUUCCUUAGGGAAUGUUAUAUAUGCACUCGCUGAAAAUUCGUCGCACAUUCCUUAUAGAGACUCAAAACUUACUAGGUUGUUGCAAGACUCCUUAGGGGGAAACAGCAAGACCAUUAUGAUAGCUAAUGUUGGUCCAGCUAACAUCAAUUAUGAAGAGACAAUAACCACAUUAAGAUAUGCCUAUCGAGCCAAGUCAAUCAAAAAUAAACCCAUAAAGAAUGAAGAUAUUAAAAAUGGCAAAUUGUUGUUAUUGCAGGAGGAAAUUGAAAGAUUGAAGGCUUUAAUAAGUGAAAAGAGCAAUGGAAUUGAGAUUAAUGGGCUUGACAGUGAAGGAGAGGAUGAAAAUUCAGAGAGUGAAAUUAAUGAAGGCGAAAAAGAAAAACAACUUGAGGUAGGCAAACUGGAAGUUGAUGAAUUAGCUAAGAAAUUGAGAGCAUUGGAAAAACAGAUGGUUCACGGCGGCAAGAAUAUCUUAGACAGUGUCAAUGAAAAUGAGUUAAAAUUAGAACAGCAACGACUCGAAAUUGCUGAUAGAAAAAAAAGAGAAAGAGAGAUACAACAGCGUCUUGAACUUGAAGAGGAAACCUGUACUGAACUCAAACAGGUCUUUGCCAGCCUUCAACAGCAGGUGGACUACAAGAGGGACAAAAUGAAAAGGUUAAACAGUAAGUUACAGCAAAUUCGGCAGGAGAUGAAAGAUAAUCACGAAGUUUAUCUUAAGGACAGGCAAGAGCUUGAAGAAGCUAAUAAUGAAGCUGCAAUGCAGUUAAGAAAACUAUUUCUCAUUAUUGACAACUUUAUUCCUUCUGAGGAAAGAUCAAGGAUUUUAAGUUUAGCUUACUUUGAUGAGAACGUUGACAACUGGAUGCUCAGAAAGGAAAUGAGUCACAUUGAACCCACUGAAAGACCAAUAGCUCAUAAUUAUAGGAGACCCAUAUCAGACUAUGCCCUACAAAUGGGCAGGACCUCUCCUAAUUACAGAGGGGAAAAUGUCCUGGAUUUGAAAUUGGACAUGCCACUGAGAAUUACCCAAGACUAUACUCCACCCGCGAUAUGCCCUCAAGUUAAAGCUAUUGUAACUGAUCUUAUACAAAAUGAAAUAGAUAAUAGUCAUCUAACCAUUAAGAUGGCACCUCAUUCGUCCGCACGUGGUACCUCGAAACUCGAACAAGAAAAUAAGUACAAGAUGGCAACCAAAAUAUUCACCGACGUUCACAACUUAAAAAAUAAUAGAACAGUGCAAUCGAAGUCCGCAAAAGCUCACCACUAGAAAGAAAGAAAUGGCCAUGUUUUAAUUUUUUGUGAUAUUUUUGCCUUUUUAUUUUUUUAUAGAUGUACUAGUUUUUAACAGAUAUUUUGCGCAAAUAUAUUUACAAGUUUAUUUAAAAAAGUAUAAACAACCCCUGUUGUUAAAUUUUCCAUUAUUUAUUCUUGGUAUCUCAUUAAUUACAUAUAUAGAAUUAUAUGAACACUGCUGUUUAUUUGGUCCACGAACUUUUUUUGACUUAUAACUGGGUGUAAACAUGAUAACAACGCAAUUGUUCAAGAAUUCUUAUCUAUUCUAUAUAUCUAAGCAGCUUUGUAUUUGAGGUUUGUGAGACAUGUGAAUUAUUUCUUUCUAAAAUUACUAAUCAGCGUAUUUAUUGUGCUUUACUCAAAAUUAUAAUCUUUUUUAUGUUAAUAUGAUGAAAAAAUGCAUUUUUUUUAUAUAACUAAUUCAAAUAUUAAGGCGGGUUAAAGGUCUUUGGCAAAUCCAACAAAAAAUUAUUUCAACAAACAUGUGUAUAUAAAAUAAGAGAUAGAGAUAAACAUCUCUGAAAUGGUACAAUGGUUUUAAUAGCACUCCUUUUUUUGUUCUAUAUAUUUAGUUUUUUGUAAAUGUUUCUAAAUUGACGCCUAAAAUUUGUUACCAUUAACCAAAAUAUAACUUAAGGCAAAACAUCUCUAGUAUAAUAACUUUUUAAGAAACAAAUUAUUUAUUGAGUUGAAUCUUAUGUUGUUUGCUAAUUUGCUGUUCUACAUUCACACUCUGUUAGAAAAUAAUGUUCGUUUAAUAAAGUAUUUUUGUAAAAGAUUCUAGUCAACUUAUGUAUUACUGUGUACUGUGAUUUUUUGUUAUAUUUUAUGCAAAGUUGGUUGCCAGUUUAGGGGUUAGCAGGAAUGUUAUGUAGAAAUGCAAUAAAGAAUCUUAGAAAUA